ACGACAAUUUAAACUAUUUUAAGGAUGUAGGUAUCAAAAUUAGAUUAACGUACAUUAUAGAGAUUUUAGAAUGAGUUUUAAAUGUUUUUGAAUGUAUUUUCUGUUAAUUGGAAACAGGAACAGCAAUUUAUGAAAUGACACGAUCUUCACACGUAUAAAACUUAAAUAUUGGCAUGUUGGCAGAGUUUAUUUACUUUAUCGAAAUGAUUGGCGUGCAAGUGCAUAUCAGUGGCUAACUUCUAAUAACAACUUACUUAAUUUUGGAAAGAGUACUUAUUUAAUAAGGGAAGAUUGAAGAAAACCAUGGCCACGACAGACGAAAGAACAAUUUAUGCCAAGCUUGAAGUAUUGAAAGAUGUCAGGAACAAGACGCUGCAGCUGGACAAGAUGAAGUCGAGGAUCGUGCAGGAGGUGGAGACCACGGAGCAGGAGGAGAAGUGCCUGACGGAGUACCGGCAGGAGAUGGACCUGCUGAUGCAGGAGAAGAUGGCUCAUGUCGAGGAACUCAGGCAGAUUCAUGCCGACAUCAAUGCUAUGGAGACGGUGAUCAAGCAGGCGGAGGAGGCGCGCAACCGGGCGCUGGACACGGCCAAGCGCGUCCACGAGGAGUACCGGCCGCUGAAGAUGGACGUGGACCGCCUGAGACGCGACUACCUGGGGCUGGACCGGCUGCCCGACCUGCACGAGGAGGAGCGGGACCUCAUCACUCCCGACUACUUCGAGAAGCACUUGAAGACGGAGUGGCGGCCGGACUUGCGGGAGGACCCGCUCAUGUCGAGCCUGGCGCUGGCUCACCAGGGCUCGUCCAACACGUUCCUGGCCCCGCCGCAGCCGCCCAUCCCGCUGGUCAGCAGCAAGGCGGAGAGCAGGCCCCUGCCGCCCGCCCCGGGCCCCGCCCCCACCUUCAGGCAGCAGCCGCCGCCCAUGAAGUCCUGCCUGUCGUGCCACCAGCAGAUCCACCGCAACGCCCCCAUCUGCCCGCUGUGCAAGGCAAAGUCCCGCAGCCGCAACCCCAAGAAGCCCAAGAAGAAGGACUGAUCCCGGGCCGCGCCUGCCAAGGCCGGCGGCCGCUGAACCUCUGCGUGUCUGUCUCGUCGAACCUUAUUUAUUCCCAGUCGUGACGCUCCGGCGCAGUGCAUACAAGCAAGACUGGUUUUUAUAUGUGUGUGAUCCUGCUGCGUGUUUAGUCGAGAGACAAUGCAGUGUCUUUAGCUCGAAGGCAGCUUGGGAUCGGUCCGUGUCGCUCAGUCGUAACGACGCACUGACUCGACUCUGCCUCGUGUUCACCUCGAACGACACGGAGAGACGCAGCUCUGACAAGAAGAGCUGGUCCAAGAGUUUCUCCCUGUAGCCCUCUCUUCGUACUGGCCAAUGAUAUGUGCCACUAGCUGUUGUAAUUACAAGUAGUACUUACGUGAGCCACUGAUGUUGCUCCAACUCUUUUUUGGGAAGGUGACACCAGCCAACUUUUACUGUUCAGUCUGUCAUUGGAGGCUGCACAGCACUUAGAUGGUCAACCCGUCAUCUCACUUUCGAGGCAUUUAUCCACUUCACACGAAUGCUUUGUUCUGCAACUCAGGGUUCUCUUGCACAAUGGCUUGUAAAUUAAUAAUACUGUUGUAAUAAUUUGUAAGUUGUAACUUGUGAAAUGUUGUUCCAUUGUAGUUAAAAAAAAAAUAAGCUAAUCAAAAAGUAUUUAAAUAGAAAAUAAAGUUUUUUUUUUCUCUUGAAUUUACAAGUUAAUGUUUCACAGUGACAUCUUUAAAAGGGAAGCUUUUAAAUUAUAAUAAAAGGUUAAAAACCUCACAUGUCAAUAGGCACUUGAAAAUUAGUGCUGUUAUUUUUUUAUAUUUUUUUUUACUGUAAAUGGUUAUAAUUUAGAGCCCUAUUUUACCUUCUUAAAAUAAUUAAGAUAAGUAACUUAACUUCACGAAAACUAAAAAUUUUUCAUAUGUAAUUUGAAGCUGUAUUUUUUACUACAAAUUACGACUACUUACAUCUCUGUCUGUUCUGUAAACAUAAAUUGUCUGGAAUGAUAAUAAAAAAAAAAGUUUAAUUACACUGAUUCGGGAAAUAGGCCAUGUAAGUUGGCAAAUUAUAUUUUAUUAGUAAUUUUGUCACUGAUGGCUCUUAACAGAUCCAACUUAAUUUUCUUUAUUACUGUGAAACCAGAAUGCCUUAAUUUCCUCUGCUUAUUUUGUUUUCUCAUACUUAAAACCAACAUACCCUCUUUUAUUGCAUAAUCGUUGCACCCAUAUUUUAGGCUGUCAAAAUUGGGAUAAAAAAAAUUCUCGCGUAAACUCGCAUGUUUUUGGUCCCGCUAGUAGAUGCCGAGUGCUUUGUGUAGGUAUCUUUUCCGUAUAAAACUAUGUACAGUAGAACCCUGUUAUAAUGUUUUUCAAGGGAGCACAAGAAAAAAACAUUAUAAGCAGGAAAACGUUAUAAGCAGGAAAUCUCAAUUUAGCACUUAACAAUGUUCGAGCUUUGUACCAAUGGACUCACCAAGCUAUGUAAACAACUUUAAUGUUAAAACCAAAGAUAGUAUACUUGAUACAUGAAUUUUCUGAAACAAUCCAACAAUUUUUCAACUUCGUCUUGUUCCCUUGUUAAAUUUUGUUUGUCUUUAAAGAUACACUGCCACAUUUUUUGUAAAAUUGUCUCACGAUUCAUGAUGACAAAAUUAAGAGUGAGAACGUCUACUCCUUCGCCACCUGAAAAAAUUUAAUUUUGGGAUUCCUACGUAUGAAUAAAAAAAAUAUAUUUGUAAGCAAUAGAAAACACUUUUAGUUAUGCCCUCGCUCAGUGGUUGGUAACUUAAAUAUCGUAGGACUAUGUAUGUGCAUCUGAAUACCCAUUGGAAUGGCAAGGAAGGAAUGCCAACUGACACGUAACUAUGAACAUUGUGUACCUUCAGUAUAUUGCAUAAAAUUGUACUCUAACAAACUUCAUGUAUUGUAUGGCAGUGAUUGUAAACAUAAACAUACAUAAAGGAAACUUUUUAUCGUAAGUGUUGGAAUAAUUUGGUUUUAAAACAUUUUUUCCCCAUUUAUUGAAUGUUAGAAAGCAAGCAUUAUAAGCAGGAAAUUACAUUUUAUGCAGGAACAUUAUAACAGGGUUCUACUGUAGUAUUUUUAAGUAUAAAUAUAAUAUUUAUUCGGUCAUUACCACUUACUUAAUUAACGGAAAAAUACAAAGUAGUCCGACGUGUAAAUUUUAUUUUAAAGACUUUUUAAACGUUAUUUCCUUUAUCUGAUUGUCUGUGUUACCGCGGCGUACCGCUUAUAAAAAUGUAACCAGCGCAUCAUUCAUGUUUGGUUGGUUAUGUUGCUUCCCGUAUAUAGCGCGCGCACGUAGUCGAAUAUCGAUAUCUCGCAGAUUGGAUGCAACGCGCGCAUUCUGUCAGGUGCCGAGUUAACUACAUUUGAUAGCCCGCAUUCUUUCGUGGCAAGUGUGUACUACGACACGUUAGUUCACGUCAGAUUCAAAUGGCUUGCGUUCGCGUUAGAGUUUUGGUUUUUCUAUUUAAAGUUGAAGAAAGGUUUUUGUUUAAUGAUUUAUUAAUAUACAUAGAUUGUUUGGCGUGCUCUUGUAUACUCCACCUUUUUUUAAAUAAACGUACUUUCCAUGAACGGGUUUUGUUUUUAUGAAUAACUUUACCUAACAAAAAUUUUUUUUUCCGCAUAAUUAUCGCACUCCUACUUUUCAAACUUGAUUUUAAAAUAAAAUGUGCGACGAAUAUGCGAGAAAACACGGUAACCUGUCGUCUUGUAUUCAGUCAUCUGACUAAUAGUUUCACUUCUUUACCUGUAAAAUAAUGGUCCACAUUAGUCAUUUUCUUCAAUGAACUUGUAAAAUAUGAAUUGGUUUUACAAGUGUUGAUAGGUUUAUUUUAAAACUGAAAUUGUUAGUACCUUCUAGUAAUUUGUAACUUGUACAAUAAAUGCUCUUUAAUCCGGCACGCUUGGGACCAGGGCUGUGUCGGUUUGGCAAUUUUACUGGAAUAUGGACAUCAAUAUAUAUUUUAAUAUAUGUACAUCAGAUCAUUCAAAAUAAUGGAUACUCUGUAAUAUGAAUGUGCAUGUGAACCGUUGGCCUAAUAGCAUUUAUGUAAUCUUCCACUGUUAAAAUAAUUAUUAUGAUCAUUUAGUGGUUUCUUUCAGAAAUAUAAACUGUAUGUAAGUGAAACAUUGAUUUAUUUAAAUACAGUACUUCCUCAGACUAAAUCAGUACGUUAAAAGGAAAUCUACAAUAUUUGUCAUUAUUAGGCCGGUGUGAAUACUCAAAAUUUCGAAUAUCAAAACGAAUAUCAGUCGUUUACAAGUAUGACUCUAAGCCUGACUCGAAAGCCUGCAAAAAUUUUGGAAUCAUAGAAGAUGUUUCUCGUCAGGCAGUGACAAAAUUUCCACAGGAUUUUCGUAAUGUUUUAGGGUUAUUUAUUUGGAGUUUUUUUUGCUGCAUCUGGCCACGUAAAUUCUGAUAAGACUACCUAAUAUAGUACAGCCGAAUUUAACACUAUCUGACCCAAUACUAACACCCAGUUAUCAGCUUAAGUAUUUUACUGAGUGAGUCUGGCAAAUCGAUAAAAAUAGAUUAGAACCGACAGCAUACUGAUAAGGAUAAAUACUGUCCCUAGUAAUCAAAACACUGGGCUGGUGUUAAAGUUGACAGUUUUCAGAUCAGAGGGUACAAACACAGCAUGCCAGCUCUGUGUUGUGUUUAGUUCAGAAUGGGUUGGCAAGGAGAAAAAAACUUGUAUAGAUCUCGUGGAAAACUUCUGGCCGCAUAUUCACAGCAAAGACUCCUAAAACCUAACAACCUACGACAAUGUUUCUCUGGUAGAUAAUACACAGUGAACGACCGGAUACAGGCCCACACAUGCUCCUAGCGUAGUGACAGCUCAGGCAAUUAUCUUUUUCCUCAUGACAAAAAAAAAGUCACUAUGAAGCGCACAUUGGAGAGGUACAUUCUGAGUAACUACCUACUCUGUUCCUCCACUUUAGUUAAAACAAGCCAUGUAAUGAAACCCAUAUGUUAAUAUAAAUACAUAAUUAUUUAUUUUCACAUACUGAAAAAUUAAAACAAACAAGUUUUAAAUUUUUUUUAAACCUUCAUAUUUAACUAUAGAUUAAAACUACUUACUGUACACUAUUUUUAAACCCACCUUCUUGAAGUUUCUUCACCUACACUGCAAUUGCCUUACAAAUUCACUUUGUACUGUGUAUUAAAAAAAAAUUGCUGAUCCUAUUUUGAUUACCAUGAAAAAUAAUUAUUUAUGUUUUCCUUUCAAAAUUUUAAUAUUUCAACAAAUUUUUGCCUAUGUAAUUGUAAUUUUUUUACCUAACCAACCUUUCAAUUAGUAUUAUUUUUCUAAUUUCACAGAAGCCACUACACUACACAUUUACUUUUUCUUUCAGUAUGUGUGAAAAACAAUUUUUAGUGUGAUUCUAAUUCUUAAUAUUCAAAUUCAAUAUUUGUAUUCAAUACAAACUAAAAAAAAACUGAUAUUCACACAUCACCUAAGGAAGCAUGAACUGGACAAAAGAAAGUGGCCAGCGCAAAGUCCAUUUCCAGUAGUCUGUUAUAAGAAAAAAAGUCAUCAUUAUAUUGUUACAAUUAUAAUUUAUUUUUCUAGCCUCAUGUCUUUCGAACAAUAAGAGCAUUUUCAAUGAAUUUUUGUUGCUAAAUUUUUUUAGUAAGUAAAUAUCUCCCGAAUAAAACCAUAAAGUGGCAUGUAUGACCUUUAAUUAAGAUUAAAGGGGGGGGAAAAUGUAAAGUAAUAGAGCCUAGCUGUCAGCAGGCGGCCAGUUGGAAGAACAUUUUCAGUGGCUUGUUGUAAGGAUAUUAGAAGUUUUACUCUCAAAACAUUUAGGUAAUAGUAUUGUUAGUGACUAGUCUUCCAAACUUAUUUUUACAUCAUUGUCAUUUCAGACAUAUAGUAAAGCAUUAUUUUUAACAAGUGCUGGAGCAAAUUUUAUGUCUCAUGGCUUUUCUCAAUAAAGAUCAAAAAUAUUUUAUGAUGAAAAAAAAUUUUUAGCAGUAGAUAAAAAAAAACCACUUCAGAAGAGCAAAUAAAAACUUUGACACGUGUAAAAAAUUAAACAUGAACUAAGCUGUGCCCAACCAAUUUUUGGUUGCGGCCACAUUUUGUGCAUGUCUCACGUGGUUUCCUACGUCACGUGUAGCCGACAUGCGGGAUUAGAGGGAUGUGUGAGAUCAGCUAUACGAGGCUGCCAACAGCCAAGUCAUCUGUUCUACUUGGAGAAUAGAUGGUAGUGUGUAGAACAAGAAGCCAUAAUGCUGUAAUGUUACACUUUAAGGCUGCGGCACAAGUUAUGUUGAGUCAUUCUAAACCACCGAUGCAGUGCUUAAAUUCAGCAAGUUUUCAGUGCAAUUUUUUUUUUUUUAACGUACUGGGACGUAGAUUUUAAGGACACCGACAAUUCAAUCUCUACAAUUAAUCAUCGUUAAUCAUCAUUAACUAGCAAGAAUAUAUUUCAUCAAUUUUUAUAUAUUUCUACCAUUUAUGAUGGGUUUUCAAACAGUUGAAUAUCCCCAAAAAAAAUUUUAAUGCGGCCAGCUUGAUUGGUGUUGGAUAACAGAAUAUGUCGAACCAAAGAAUUCUGUGUUAAAGAGUAUCCACUGUACUUGUAUUGUUGUAUUUUUAAAAUUGUAAUUUGUAACUUGUAAUUACCUAAUAAUAGUAAUUUAUUCAGGGUGACGAUUUGUCGGGAAAUUCGGGAAAACCUGGAAUUACCCAGGAAUAUUUUGCCUCUGGAAAAAUACUGGAAAUACUCAGGAAUUUAUUCACCCCUCGGGAGAUUUGCUAUUCUUCCAUACUGUAAUUAUCGUCUAAUGUUAGUCGUUGAUUAUGUACAUCUGCAAUUGAUAUCGAUAUUGAAUAUAUAAUAAAUAGCAAUGGAUUGUGUUAUAAAUAUUUAUUUUUAGAAUAAGAGACGACAUGGGAGAGUCAGCAUCCACAGAAGAAAGCGUGUUCGGCAAUCCGGACGCCAUUCAUGUUUACGUGUAUGACUGUGACGCUCAGAGAAACGUUUACAGAACCUGAAGCCAGAGCGCAGCAGAAUUAAGAUUGUUUACCGUGCGUAAUUCCAAUUUUCUUAUAAUUAAAAAAAAAUUAAAUUUAAUAUUUUAUUCAUUGGAUAAUUUAUGGAUUCAGUUUAUUAAAUUUUCAUACGGUAUAUCUUUUAACUAAUUGUUGUUGGUUUUAUAACAGCUAAUACUUUUUUAGGUGUAAACUUUUAUCUUGUGAAUAGUUGGCAACACUUCAUCUAAUGUACCAAUAUCAUUGUAUCUGCAAUGUGCAUUUGCGCGGAAAGUAACGUAAUUCGGCAUUUUGUUAGGAUAUGUUUAUGUAGGCAGGCUUGCAAGUAAAUUUAAAUUUUAAGUAUAAUUUAGUAUUACAAAGAACGCAUAGACUUAGUAUAGAAAAUGAGUUCAAUAUUCGGGAAAACCUGGAAAUACCCAGGAAUUUUAUUCUAGGGUUGGAGUAGUCACCCUGUUAUUGCAAAACAGUACAGCUCCAUGAGAUUUAAAAUGUAAGAUUCUGGUCUCAAAAUUGUAACUUAGUCCAAAUAGUUUUAAAAAGUACAUAUUUCUGCUGUUUUAAUUUUUGUAAAUUUUCUGUAUAUUUUAUAUAUAAUUCAUUAAUGAAAUAUAUUUUUUUCCUAAGAGCUAUGUGUAAAAAAUAGCAUUUAAUAACUUCAAGAUCAUUUAUUACUUGAAGAAAAAAAUGCACUCAAAAAUCAUGUUUUCAUAUCAUCAGUAUUAAAAUAGAAAAUAAUGAAAGUUGUAGUGUUUGUUGCACAAUCAUAUAACCCAUAUUCAAGAUACAGUGAUGGGAAGAACAGCUAGUGACGUCACAGUGGCCGUCAGCCAGCCAGUGUUACUGCGGCGUACUCACUAGGUUGCCUGGUGCUGUGGAACAGUUAUUGUAAUUUAAACCAAGUACGAGGGGGACCCGAAAAUAACCAGAUCGUAAUGUUGUGCAUCAUGUUUUUGUAACACCAGUUUUCGUCACUAGGGAGCUGAUGAAAGACCUCUCCUGAGACAGUCUGCUAAGUGGCCUUGAGUGGACUCAUGACACACAACUGCCAGAGAAACCACUCUCGUCAUUUUCGGGUGACACUUGGCAGACUGACUCGGGAGAGUUUCCAAAAACUGGUGCUACAAGUACAUGAUGCGCAACAUUAUGAUCCUGUUAUUUUUUAGUCCCCCCUCGUAAGAAUAACAUAUCAGUGAUAGUAAAAGGAAUUUAAAUACUACCUGGUAAAAGGGUUAAGUUUUAUGCAAAUUGCUAGAAACAACCUUGCUUUCCCAGGCUGGAUUAUGAACGUAAACGCACUCUGGCGUACCUCGACACAGGCGUACUUGCUGUCUGGUCCGAACUACUCAUUUUCCGAUUACUGCUGUGUUUCCUUGUCCAAUAGUUGUGCAAGCAUUUACCCAAUGUGUAAACUGUGUGUAAUAAAAACAUACCACCGCAUCUUUAAUCUAGGUUCCGACGUUUGAAAGAAUGUAUUUUUCUCCUCCUGUCAUUCUUUAUUGCUAACAAACAACAGUUAACCAAGGAUUUGCAACAGUUUUGAAUGUAAUACUAGAGUAGCAAAAUAUUUAUAUAAUUGUACUUAUCCAUGUUUUAGCUUGUCUAAGAUAUGCAAAAUUUUAGCAUUCCCAACAAUGAAAUUUCUCUUCUAAGGUAUAUCACAUCAUUGUUGUCACUCCAGAAAGAUUUACAAAAUCGCAUAAUAUCCACGUAAUUAUCAAUUAAAUGCUUUAUAGUUGUUCGUCGUUAUGAUCUUGAGGAUUUUGAUACUUUUGAAAUAAAACUUUUAAAGAAACUUAGGCAUAAUGCCUUUAGGAAACUGAAGUUAGAUAUAUUACAGUUAGGAAACUGCUAUUAUAAAAAAAAAUUAUGUAUGGUACACCAGUUAGUGAUAUUUUAGACAAAAUGCUGUAAGGGAAAGUGGUGAUAGGCAAAAUGAAGUUAGACUAAAUACAGUUUUCGUACUCAAUCUCAGUUAGUUUGUGCAUUAUGAUUACAGUAAAACCUCUCUGAAACGACCCCUCACGGUUCCCGGGAAUAGGGUCUUAAUAGAACAGCGGGGCUGCAGAUGACGUCAGAGCGGAGUGUCUGGCUGUCUACAUUGUUCUUAUGGGAUCGAGACAACCUCUCUCUACUAACCUUGGGCGGCAGCGGCUUCAUGAGGCAUAAGCUCCCCCCUCCCUCCCCUCUUAACAUUCUUCAAGGCUAGCUCAUCCCUCCCAGACACACAAACCAUCUAGUGUCCUCCCUUAUAACACCCCAACUUCGCUCCCCUUUGAAAAACCUUCAUUGAGAAAAUGCUCAUUUCACCCUCCCUUCUCCCGUAAAAUUGGGCUAUUAUGAAUGGGGUACCUACUAAAUCGGUGAGGGAGAGGUAAGAUCUUUGUAAAUAUUUUCGGACCCCUCCCUCCUCUCCAAACAAAAAGUAUGUCAAAAUAUGUCACUUUUCACAUCAAGUUCGAGUUGAGUCAUCUCUGGCAAGGAAUUUACAAGCUUUCAAAAUUAAAUAUAAAUGUAUUUUAAUAGCAAGUGUCCUAUGAAAAGGAAUAUACCAAAUAAAAUCAAGCUGCUGUCACCAAACAAAGCAUAAAACGGCCCAAUGCGUGGUCGCUUCGUUAUUGCUCACGCAAGAGGCGAGACGUGGAAUGUUAGAAGAAAGAUAAAUGCGGGGGAGACAGACGGCAGCCAGUGUGUUUCCUGCGUGGGGAAAAAGUGGCGUAGCCUUUUUUUUUUUUUUUAUGCUGGGUCAAGCGACCUUUUUCUGUCAACCCAUGGGAAAAAAUAAUUGCUUGAGCUGUCAAAAUGAACAUCGCUGCGGCAGUUAAAACAAGUCGAGGCGGGCGUGCAUCCAGUCGGUCGCUGUGUAUAUCUACUCGAAAAACAUAACAUCUCAAUUCAUAACAAGAUUCCUUAUAACCUACACGUAUUGCAGGAUGUUUUCAGCCUGAUCCAUACAAGUUCUUUAGCCACGUUUUAAAUAAAAACAACUGGCUGGCUAGUGUUGUGCCCUGUUUUGCGGACAGUUUUAAUAUAUUUUUACUCUCGUUAAAACGAAGCAGAUAACGUGAUUCGUGGAAUGGGGGUUGUCAAGCGCUGACAGCGGUCGACAGGAAGUGGUAAAGUGGUAUCUAUUUUUACAUGCUUUAUAUUAGCUUCACCUGUAUGUUUGUCUGUCCGUCUGUAACUCUUUCGACUAAGUUUUCUUUUCUUGCAAAGCACAUACUUUUACCAGUUUCAAUUGUUCCUUCCUCUGUGCUAGCCUUUCAGCUUGCUUAACUAUUUUUACAUGUUACAUGUUACAUGCUUUAUAUUAGCUUCACCUGUAUGUUGUUUGUCUGUCCGUCUGUAACUCUUUCGACUAAGAGUGAGUGGCCCAUCACUGUAAAGUGUCCCACCAAUUUCAUUACGUUCGUUAGCCGAGUGAUCUAAGGCGCGCGAUUUCUGUGGAGUGUUGAUAAGUGACGUUUUCCUCCUAAAAACAAUUAUUAAAUGAAUGCAAAUGUAUAUAAGAAGGGUUGUAUAAUGUCUAUAAACUAUGGAAAAAGAGCACAAUGUGCUGGCGUUCCACUAUGUAAACCUAUGUAAAUAUCAAUGUACGCAAACAUCGCAAUAAAAAGCUUUUGAAUUUGAAUUUG
This is a messenger RNA of Bacillus rossius redtenbacheri, 10695 nucleotides long. Its product is annotated as zinc finger C4H2 domain-containing protein. The record is from RefSeq and is a predicted model, not a curated record. The coding region runs from base 304 to 1038 and encodes 244 amino acids. Gene Ontology annotation, cellular component: nucleus. The transcript has 5 exons. NCBI's taxonomy places the organism in Eukaryota, Metazoa, Arthropoda, Insecta, Phasmatodea, Bacillidae. Gene Ontology annotation, biological process: positive regulation of neuron differentiation.